This is a messenger RNA of Lethenteron reissneri (Far Eastern brook lamprey), 3692 nucleotides long. Its product is annotated as microphthalmia-associated transcription factor-like. Gene Ontology annotation, molecular function: DNA-binding transcription factor activity, RNA polymerase II-specific; protein dimerization activity; RNA polymerase II cis-regulatory region sequence-specific DNA binding. Gene Ontology annotation, cellular component: nucleus. NCBI's taxonomy places the organism in Eukaryota, Metazoa, Chordata, Hyperoartia, Petromyzontiformes, Petromyzontidae. The record is from RefSeq and is a predicted model, not a curated record. Gene Ontology annotation, biological process: regulation of transcription by RNA polymerase II.
CCCACCACGGCCGCCACCACCACUACCACCACCACCACUACUACCAUCCGUCUUGUUCGUCAUCGUCAUCACCACCACUACCAUCCGUCUUGUUCGUCACCACCACCACUACUACCAUCCGUCUUGUUCGUCGUCACCACCACCACUGCAUCGUCAUUCCUGUGCCGUGGCCGGCAACGCCACGGGAAGGUUGUGCCUCGUGCGGUCAGGCGGCCGGUCUCCGCCUGACCCAAGCUCCACCGAACAUCCUCCUCGGCCCCCGGCGCCCGUCCGUUGGAUCGUGGGGGGGUUCCUACGAGGCGGCAUCGUCACACCCCGGCAGCCCCCCAACUCUCCCGCCCCUGCCCCCCACUCCGCCCAACUUCGUGAGUCAACAUGGGCUCGCGAAUCCUGCUGCGGCAGCAGCUGAUGAAGGACCAGCUGUGCGAGGAGGAGCGAAGGACGCAGCAGCAACAGCAGCAGCAACAACAGCAGCAGCAGCAGAAUGCGACGUUCUUGCCCGGCCAGCAACGGCCCAGCGCGCAGACGCCGGCCAUCAACGUGCAGGUGCCGGCCGGCCUGCCCAAGGCACAGGUGCCGGUGCAGGUGCUCAAGGUCCAGACGAACCUGGAGAAUCCGACCAAGUACCACAUCCAGCAGUCUCAGCACCAGCAGGUCAAGCAGUACCUGACCACGACGCUGGGCACCAAGGUCGCGCACCAGGUGCUGGCCAUUUCACGCCCGUCGGCGAGCUCCGCUCCUAACAUGACCGGCGCCGCCGCCACCGGCGCCGGCACUGCCGGGGUUCACGUCUCCCCCGGGCAGCAGCAGCAGCAGUUUGCCACGACGGCCCCGACGGCGGGGGCGCUGGCGGCGGCGGCGGCGGCGCAAACGCAGUCCGUGUCGCCUCACGGCUCUGCCGUGCUGCUGCCGGGCAGCGGAUCCGGCCUCAACAGUCCCAUGGCCCUGCUCAACAUCAACAACAACGAGAGCAGCGAGAGGGAGAUGGAAGACGUCAUCGAUGACAUCAUCAGCCUGGAGUCGAGCUUUAACGACGAGAUGUUCAGCCUCGUCGACUCCUCCGGCCUCCCGCUCUCCAACACGCUGCCGGUUCAAAGCAACGGGCUGGAGGUGUAUGGGGGCGCCGGGGUGGUGAUCCCGGGCAUCACACUGACCAGCACCAGCUGUCCCGCCAACCUGGCGCCCGUCAAGCUGGAGGUUGUGGAAGAUGAGCAUCGUGUCCUGGUGAAGGAAAGGCAGAAGAAAGACAACCACAACCUCAUCGAGCGGAGGAGGAGGUUCAACAUCAACGACCGCAUCAAGGAGCUCGGCCUGAUGAUUCCCAAGUCGAACGAUCCCGACAUGCGCUGGAACAAGGGCACCAUCUUGAAGGCGUCCGUCGACUACAUCCGCAAGCUGCAGAAGGAGCAGCAGAGGCUGCGGGAGGCCGACUCGAGGCAGAAGAAGCUGGAGCAGACCAACCGGGGACUGCUGCUGCGUAUACAGGAGCUGGAGAUGCAAGCGAGCACUCACGGCCUGCCGCUCUCCUCCCCCUCCGGCCUCAACACGGCCGAGCUCAUGACGCAAGUCGGCAUCGCCGGCGACGUCUCCGCCGCCGCCGCCGCCGCCUUCGACCUCGGCCGGCACAACCAGCCGCCGUCUCGGGCCUCGUCUGACGCGGGCGGCCUGGACCUCGACAGCGUUUGCGGUUUCUCCUCCUCCGGCGGCGCCUUCUCGCCGGCGCUCAGCUACGGCGGAGACGGCGGCGGCGGCGGCAUCGGCGGCGGCGAUGUUCUGAUGGACGAACUGAUGAGCCCGCUGGGGCCGCGCGACCCCCUGCUGUGCGCCCUCUCGCCCGGCGCGACCUCAAAGACCAGCAGCCGGCGCUCCAGCUUCAGCAUGGACGACGAGGACAUGUGACGGGGCGCCCAAGGGGGACGGAUUGACGAUGAGGAUGAGGUUGGAGGGGUAGAUGUAGGUGAGGAGAGGGAGAUGCAGAGGCUGUGAAACAGGAGCAGGUCUUCAACAUUCCAACGUUUGGUUUUCGUUUUUUAUUUUUGUAACGCGUUUUUUAUUCUUCUUCCGUCUUCGUCCGCCGUAGAUUCUUUUGUCGAUGCGGCAAUCGCACGGUUUUGCCGGGGUCGUAGGCCGGGAGUUUUAGCAACGUGGAGAUCUUGUGGCACGUGAGCUGUGCUACGAUUGGACGGUUUGAUCGGGUCGUAGGUCGGCGUUUGAGUCAAGUGGCGAUGACGUGCGAGAUUGAAGCCGACGUUGUGACUGGCGGUCACGGGUCCCAUAGUUUUAAAGAAAUUCGCGAUCAUGUGACGCCCAAACCGUGCUCACGUUUGGACAGUUUUGCCACUGACACAUUGGAAAUCGGCGAUCACAUGGCGUGAUAUACAGGCCACGAUUGGACGGCUGCGUAGGUCGUAGGUCUGAGGACGUGGAGAUCGUUGUGGUGCAAGUUAUGAGACUGCGAUUGAACGGUUAGCGGUGUGGGUGAGGUAGGUCCGAUUUUUCCGGAUUUGACAGUUGAUGAGAGUCGUGGGUUCGCGUCACCUUAGGCGCCGUCCAUCGUGAAACAACAACAACAACCAACAGCAACUUCAGAGUGGGACUCUUUAUUAUGAUUUAAAAAACGCGCCAUUGCGGGCCGUGGAUCCGGGUGGGCUGUGUUGUGUCAGCAGCGUCGGUCCAUGAAGAAGCGGGACGAUGAACGUGCAUGGAGGUACUCGCGUGCCAUGAUUACGAGCGUUGCGUUGUUGUCACCAAGCCCGGGCUCGCGAUCGAUAUUCCCCGCCGCUGGUUAGUUUCUACGGGAAUAUCUUUCCCGUUCACUUUUUUGUUUCGCAUUUACUCACCAUUCCAGAAGCUGCGUCAUUAGCCUCUCGAUAUUAUGAUGGUGGUUGUUGUUGUUGUCAUGAGUAGUUCCUAAACUUUAAUAGGAAUGCACCUUUGUGUAUGCCGUAUUCUCCAAAUUUCACUUUUCCUCCCUGUGUGUUGAGGCAAGAGUUGGUGGGGGGGGGGGUGCGUUUUAUCAUCCGGCACACGUGCGUGUUAGUGCGUGUUAGUGCGUGUUAGUGCGUGUUAGUGCGUGUUAGUGCGUGUUAGUGCAUGUUAGUGUGUGUGUGUGUGUGUUAGGCAUCUGUGUGUGUUAAGUGUUUGACUGCUUGUGUGUGAGUGUGCCUGUGCAGCAGUUAGUGCGUGUUAGUGUGUGUUAGUGUGCGUUAGUGUGUUAGUGUGUGUUAGUGUGUGUUAGUGUGUGUGUGUGUUAAGCAUCUGUGUGUGUUAAGUGUAUGACUGCUUGUGUGUGAGCGUGCCUGUGCAGCAGUUAGUGCUGCACCCCCGAGUUCGAUUCCCGCUCACGGCCACCAACAUCGGUGACUGUUAUCUGAACCGGCCCUGAGCCUCCCCAGGUCGUCUCGGCCUCAAAUGAGUACCUGGUGCGGUGUGUAAACAUCGCCAAUGGGGAGACAAAGGCGGCCGGGCGUGGUGCUGCUAGCCACCCACCCCCUCGUGUGCCGAGGCUACACCGGGGAUCUGUGUCUUUUACCAGAUUUGAGUGACUUUAUUGACAGCGGCCACAAGAUUGGGUUGCUUCUUAACUUUGCGAAGCGUCUUAUAACCUGGAGAAUACGGCACACUGCAUUGAAUUCACACACGCGCACGUGUGUGUGUGUGUGUGAAAUCCAAUAAAUACACCUAUUAUGAUA